AUGACCGUCACCGCCUCACCACUGCGCAUCGGCGUCGACGUCGGCGGAACGAAUACCGACGCCGUCGUGCUGGACCUGACACCGGGCUGCGCCGACCCCGUCCUAGCAGCAUACAAGGCGCCCACGACGCCAAACGUCGCCGAGGGCAUUCAGGCUGCGAUUGCCGCAACCCUCCAGAAAGCAAAUGUAGACAAGAACCGUAUCCAGGCGGUCGCGAUCGGGACGACGUCGUUUGUCAAUUCGCUCAUCGAGCGGGAUGCGGCCAAGCUCGACCGCGUGGCGGUUGUGCGUCUCUGCGGCCCUUUCUCGCGCUUGUGUCCGCCCUUUGCAUCGUUUCCAUACGAACUGAGGGCUGUACUUGAAGGACCAGUGUUCUUCGCUCGUGGCGGCCUCGAGGUGGAUGGACGCGAGAUCGACCCCAUCGACCCCGCCGAGAUCCGCUCCAUCAGUGCCAAAAUCCGGGAGAUGGGGGUACGGUCCGUCGCGGUGGCCGGGUGUUAUUCCCCUAUCGAUGAGGAGUUUCGACAAGAAGAAAAGGUUGGAGCAAUUAUCCGCUCAGAAAUCCCGAAUGUGCGCGUCACCCUGUCAAAGGACGUGGCGAACAUUGGGCUCCUGCAGCGCGAAAACGCUACCAUCCUCAACGCUGCCCUCCUCUCCUUUGCUGAGAGGACGGUUGAGGGGUUCCGCGCGUCAACGGCCGCACUUGACCUCGACUGCCCCGUCUUCCUGACUUCCAAUGACGGCACGCUCAUGGCGUGUGAGCAGGCUGCGCGGCUCCCAAUUCGGACGUUCUCGAGCGGACCUACAAACUCGAUGCGGGGCGCCCACUUCCUCGCCUCGCUGACGGGGGCUAAGCGUGAGACGGCGCUAGUCAUCGACGUCGGCGGAACCACUACCGAGAUCGGUGUGCUCCUCCCCACAGGCUUUCCACGACAGGCUGGGGCGUUCCACGAACUUGUGGGCGUGCCCCUUAACUUCUCCAUGCCGCAUGUUCAUUCUAUGGGGCUGGGCGGCGGCUCGCGGGUACGCAAGGGCAACAAGACAACGGUCGGGCCUGAUUCGGUUGGGUACCUCAUCACAAAGGAAGCGCUGUGCUUUGGAGGACGCACGCUCGUGGCUACAGACAUCGCCGUGGCUGCCGGCAAGGGUGAUGGGAUUGGGAAUGCUGCACUCGUUGCAGAAAUUGAUGAGGCGAUGGUGGAGAGUGCGCAGGCCCGCAUAAAGACGAUGAUCGAACUCGCAAUCGACAGUAUGAAGACCAGCACAGCCGACGUCCCAGUCUACCUCGUUGGCGGCGGUGCGAUUCUCGUUCCAGACGAGCUGGCCGGCGUGAGCAAGGUCCAUCGCUUCCCGCACUACGGCGAGGCCAACGCUGUCGGAGCGGCUUGUGCCCAGAUCUCAGCGGUCAUCGAUACGUUCGAGGACACGAGUAUAAAAUCCAUUACAACUGUGCAGCGCGAGGUGGAAGCGCGCGCCAUUGCACGCGCCAUUGCGAAUGGCGCGGAUCCAGCCCACACAACCGUGGUCGAGUCAGAGGCCAUCCCAAUCGCCUACACCACCGGCAAGUGCCGGUUCUACGUCAAGGCCGCUGGGGAGUGGACUGGCGCGGCGGCGCUGGACGACACUGAGGCGGCUGGUGGUGCGUUGUCAUGGGACACGAGCUCGCCCGUCAAGCCUGUCGAGCCCGCGAACGGAAAGGGCGCCCUGCCGACAUCGGAUGUGACGAUAACUGCGGCGGAUAUUCUAGCUUACAAGCCAAAGAUCGAGGGUAAGCAUUGGGUCAUUUCCGAGCUCGACCUGCAAUGGAUCGCCGACGGCUGCUACAUCCUCGGCACGGGUGGCGGUGGAAACCCCGCCACGACCAUGCUCGCCAUCCGCGAGCUUGUGCGUGCCGGCGGCACUGUCCGGGUAAUGGAUCUGGAGAGCUUGGGGCCCGACGACAAGGUCGUGUGGGGAGGCGGUAUUGGGUCGCCCGAAGUCGUGCUUGAGCGCCUGGACGGCGGUGAUCCGAGCGAGGCAACACGUGCGCUCGUCGAUUUUGUCGGACUGAAGCGCGUCGGCGGCCUUGCUGCCCUCGAAAUCGGCGGCGGAAACGGCAUGCACCUCAUGGCCGCCGGCAGCUCGAAAUACCUCGACAUUCCCGUCAUCGACGGCGACUUCAUGGGCCGCGCUUACCCGACGGGCUGGCAGACGACUGUCAAUGUCUUUGAUAAGGGCGACCGCGGAGAAAUGAGUCUUCCAAACGCAAUGUGCUCGGGUAAUGGGAACAAUACAUUCAUGACCAGCGCCAAGCACUAUACUGACAUCGACCGGAUCAUGCGUGCUGGUUGUGUCGAGAUGGGCACACAUGCCGAUGUGGCUUGUCGGCCGCUCGACAAGGCUUUUCUCCGCAAAGCUCUCGUGCGGAAUACGGUGUCGCAGGCAUGGCGGCUGGGACGCGCUGUCUCUCUCGCCACGAAACAGGCCAAUAUAGGCAACGUGGGCCGCGUCCUCGUCGACGCGGUUGGCGGUGACAAAGCCGCCAAAGUCCUUUUUGCAGGAAAGGUGACCGACGUCAGCAGACACAUCUACAAAGGCCACACAUAUGGCGAAAUCACGAUACAGGCACUAGCGACCGAGGAAGACACUCCAACACAACGUUUCGAGGGCGUCAUGAAGAUCCCAUUCAAGAACGAGAACCUGCUCUGUAAACACAUCGUGGAUGGAAAGGAGGCGAUCGUGGCAGGCGUACCCGACCUCAUCUCAGUACUGGAUGCGCAAAACGGCCUCGCACUCGGCACACCAGAGUACAAGUACGGCCAACGGGUUCUUGUACUGGGCAUCACGGCCGCUCCGCAGUGGACUACAACUGAGCGGGGCCUGCAACUCGGAGCCCUCCCUGCGUUCGGGUACGACGUGCCGUACGCCCCGCUGGGGGAGUAUGUGCAGCCUGCGAGCGUGAUCGCCGAGUACGGCUAG
This is a messenger RNA of Cutaneotrichosporon cavernicola, 2958 nucleotides long. RefSeq lists its product as uncharacterized. Lineage: Eukaryota; Fungi; Basidiomycota; Tremellomycetes; Trichosporonales; Trichosporonaceae. The record is from RefSeq and is a predicted model, not a curated record. The transcript has 3 exons. Bases 1 to 2958 code for a protein of 985 amino acids. Gene Ontology annotation, molecular function: 5-oxoprolinase (ATP-hydrolyzing) activity. Gene Ontology annotation, cellular component: cytosol. Gene Ontology annotation, biological process: glutathione metabolic process.